Moneuplotes crassus is the source of this 369-nucleotide messenger RNA. Lineage: Eukaryota; Ciliophora; Spirotrichea; Euplotida; Euplotidae. The record is from the annotation of a GenBank genome assembly.
AUGGGGUUUAAUUGUUGGAAAGAAGCUGAUUUAUUACAUAGUAAAACCCUACCAAAGUUCAAAAUAUAUAGUAGAGAUCCUUCAAAAUGUUAUUUAAGAAUUAGUUUGCUUUAUUCUUUAAGAUGACCUUAUCAGACCUGAUAUGCCUUGAGAAUUCAUCGGGUGCCCAAGUUUUGCUCCAAUCGUUUUCCCAGAGGGGUACGUCUUCCUUAAAUAAUUCUUUCUUUUCCUUUUCAGUGAGUUCUAUAAAAUAAGUCUGUGAUUAGUACCGUAGUCAGGGUGGAUACCUCCAAACUCAUCGUCAUCUGUGAUGGUGAUGACCUUCUUCAGUUUGAUGGGGUUCUCCAUUUUGUACUUAAACUAUGCGCG